GGGAGGGGGGAGGAGAGAAGCAGGAGUACAGCUGCUAGUGGUUCUCUAUCUCUUCCCCUUCCCUAUCACUCUCCAGCAGUCCCUCUAUUGGUACCCAGCUGCACACAUUCCCAGCAGCAGCAUCCCUGCCCGCCGAAAGUGGCAUCCCUGCCCCGGUCACUGCUGCCUGCACCCAGCACUGCGCUCUCAUCAUCCCCGUCCUGCUCCGGAUCAGGUGACGGUGUCCUCUGCUGCUGCUGUGCCACCCCAGACGCCCUGGGGAUUCCUGUAUGUCCGCAAAGGGCAGGAAAUGCAAGGAGCUGCCCGCUGCCAGGGUCAGCUUCCCGGACCUGGGAGAACACGGGGGCUGGCUGGCAAGAAAUGGGGGUCAGUGGGCUCCACUGCCACAGCCCAAGGGAGUGCUGGUCCUGCCUGCGGAGAGUAGUUCCUUCGUGGCUGGGGGAUCUCACAGUGACUGCCACCAAUUCCACUCUCUAGCAGGUGAUGGGAGCCCAUCUAUGAGGAGAGUGACCAUGAUAAGAGAGAAGGGACGGAGACAGGCCGUCCGAGGCCCAGCAUUUAUGUUUAACAACAGAGGCCCAAACCUGACAGCAGAGGAGGAACGCUUUCUUGAUGCCGCAGAAUAUGGGAACAUUCCUGUGGUGAGAAAGAUGCUGGAGGAGUCAAAGACAUUGAAUGUCAAUUGUGUGGAUUACAUGGGACAAAAUGCCCUACAGCUAGCAGUAGGGAAUGAACAUUUAGAGGUGACUGAGCUUUUGCUGAAAAAGGAGAACUUGGCACGGAUAGGAGAUGCCUUGCUUCUUGCAAUUAGCAAAGGGUAUGUAAGGAUAGUGGAAGCCAUUUUGAAUCAUUCUGCAUUUGCUGCAAACAAAAGACUCACCCUCAGCCCAAGUGAGCAGGAGCUACAGGAUGAUGAUUUUUACUCCUACGAUGAAGAUGGCACUAGGUUCUCUCCAGAUAUCACACCCAUCAUCCUUGCUGCCCACUGUCAAAAAUAUGAAGUUGUGCAUAUGUUGUUGAUAAAAGGAGCGAAGAUAGAACGUCCCCAUGACUACUUCUGCAAGUGCAAUGACUGCACUGAGAAACAAAAGCAUGACUCAUUCAGCCACUCCAGAUCCAGAAUAAAUGCCUACAAGGGACUGGCAAGUCCGGCUUACCUGUCCCUUUCCAGUGAGGAUCCUGUACACACAGCCCUGGAGCUGAGCAAUGAACUAGCCAAGUUGGCCAAUAUCGAAAAGGAAUUUAAGAAUGACUAUCGCAAAUUAUCUAUGCAAUGCAAGGACUUUGUGGUUGGGGUCCUUGAUUUGUGCCGGGACUCUGAAGAGGUUGAGGCUAUCUUAAAUGGUGAUGUGGAUGCUGAGCCCAUAGAUGCCCACAGACCUUCACUAAGCCGAGUUAAACUGGCCAUUAAGUAUGAAGUUAAGAAGUUUGUUGCACAUCCCAAUUGCCAGCAGCAACUUUUAACCAUUUGGUAUGAAAAUCUCUCAGGAUUACGAGAACAGACCAUUGCUAUCAAGUGCUUGGUUGUACUGGUCGUUGCCCUGGGGCUCCCAUUGCUUGCUGUUGGAUACUGGAUUGCUCCUUGCAGCCGGUUCGGCAAGGUUCUCCGCAGCCCUUUCAUGAAAUUUGUGGCACACGCCGCAUCAUUUAUCAUUUUCCUGUGCCUGCUCGUCUUUAAUGCAUCUGACAGAUUCGAAGGCAUUAAAACGCUACCAAACAUCACUGUCAUUGAAUACCCAAAGCAGAUCUUUAGAGUGAAGACCACAAGAUUCACAUGGACAGAAAUGCUCAUCAUGGUGUGGGUUCUAGGAAUGAUGUGGUCUGAAUGCAAGGAGCUGUGGCUGGAAGGACCAAGGGAAUAUGUGCUGCAGCUAUGGAAUGUUCUGGAUUUUGGGAUGCUCUCUAUAUUUAUUGCAGCAUUUACUGCAAGGCUUCUAGCUUUUAUGCAAGCCACCAAAGCCCAACAGUACGUGGAUAAAAAUAUCCUAGAAAGUGACCUUUCUUUGGUUACCCUUCCUCCUGAAGUUGAGUAUUUUACCUACGCCAGAGAUAAAUGGCUGCCGUCUGAUCCGCAGAUCAUAUCUGAAGGCCUAUAUGCCAUAGCUGUCGUGCUGAGCUUCUCACGCAUAGCCUACAUCCUGCCAGCCAAUGAGAGCUUUGGGCCGCUACAGAUAUCACUAGGAAGAACAGUGAAGGACAUCUUUAAGUUUAUGGUCCUCUUCAUUAUGGUGUUUCUAGCAUUCAUGAUUGGGAUGUUUAUCCUGUAUUCAUAUUACCUUGGAGCUAAAGUGAAUUCUGCCUUUACAACUGUGGAAGAGAGUUUCAAAACCCUGUUCUGGUCAAUAUUCGGCUUGUCUGAAGUUACUUCUGUUGUUUUGAAAUACGACCACAAGUUUAUAGAGAACAUCGGCUAUGUACUUUACGGCAUCUACAAUGUAACAAUGGUGGUGGUCCUUCUAAAUAUGUUAAUUGCCAUGAUUAACAGCUCAUAUCAAGAAAUAGAGGAUGAUAGCGAUGUGGAAUGGAAAUUUGCUCGAUCUAAGUUAUGGUUAUCAUAUUUUGAUGAUGGAAAAACAUUGCCUCCUCCAUUCAGCGUUGUUCCAACUCCAAAAUCCUUUGUGUAUCUCAUUCUGAGAAUCUUCAACCUCUCAAAAUGUAGAACAAGAAAGUUACAGAAAGACAUUGAAAUAGGAAUGGGUGACUCUAAAUCCAGGUUAAAUCUGUUUUCUCAGUCUAAUGCCAAGGUUUUUGAGUCUCGCAGUUUCAACAGUAUUCUGAAUCAGCCGUCUCGCUAUCAACAAAUAAUGAAAAGACUUAUAAAAAGAUAUGUACUGAGAGCACAAGUGGACAAAGAGAAUGAUGAAGUGAAUGAAGGUGAAUUAAAGGAAAUAAAACAAGAUAUAUCCAGCCUGCGCUAUGAACUCUUAGAAGACAAGUCACAAGCAACUGAAGAGUUAUCGACAUUGAUUCAUAAACUAAGUGAGAAGCUAAGUCCCAGCGUGCUGCGGUGUGAGUGACAAACAGACCUGGGAGGUUUAUCGGUAGCACACACAAUGGCAAUAAACUAAAAGUAUCCCAUACUUGAAGAUAAAA
Pseudophryne corroboree (corroboree frog) is the source of this 3093-nucleotide messenger RNA. It is a transcript of the gene TRPC3, whose product is annotated as transient receptor potential cation channel subfamily C member 3. The record is from RefSeq and is a predicted model, not a curated record. Gene Ontology annotation, molecular function: store-operated calcium channel activity; inositol 1,4,5 trisphosphate binding; protein binding. NCBI's taxonomy places the organism in Eukaryota, Metazoa, Chordata, Amphibia, Anura, Myobatrachidae. Gene Ontology annotation, biological process: regulation of cytosolic calcium ion concentration; calcium ion transmembrane transport; single fertilization. Bases 270 to 3017 code for a protein of 915 amino acids. Gene Ontology annotation, cellular component: cation channel complex; plasma membrane. The transcript is spliced from 12 exons.